Messenger RNA from Conger conger (European conger), 4655 nucleotides. It is a transcript of the gene nnt, whose product is annotated as nicotinamide nucleotide transhydrogenase. The record is from RefSeq and is a predicted model, not a curated record. The coding region runs from base 144 to 3392 and encodes 1082 amino acids. Gene Ontology annotation, cellular component: mitochondrial inner membrane. Lineage: Eukaryota; Metazoa; Chordata; Actinopteri; Anguilliformes; Congridae. The transcript is spliced from 22 exons. Gene Ontology annotation, biological process: proton transmembrane transport; NADPH regeneration. Gene Ontology annotation, molecular function: NAD binding; NADP binding.
ACCACAUGACCCAGUAAAAUGUGAACGCAAGAUGAAGAUUUCUUCUUCCGGGUAGCCGGCAAACCCGACUAGUACGCGUGAACGCGCCGUUCAGUCUCCUGCAAAUCAUUUAAGGAGGCGGAAAGUUCCGGCAGCUCAGCGUCAUGGCGACCCUCCUGCGUGUGGUGGCCUCUCGCUGCUCCGGCCCCCUUCUGAGGGGCGGGGCCCCAGGCCCUCGCGUCGCCACGGCAACACCCCUGCGCUUCUUCAGAACCCACCCCCAGCUCAGCCGCUGUGCCAGCCCAGGUGUUCCGUACAAACAGCUGACGGUGGGCGUGCCCCGGGAGGUGUUCCAGGACGAGCUGCGGGUGGCGCUGUCCCCUGCAGGGGUGCAGGCUCUGAUAAAGCAGGGCUUUAACGUGGUGGUGGAGUCUGGCGCUGGAGACGCCGCCAAGUUCUCAGACGACCUCUACACCCAGGCCGGGGCGGCCAUCCGGGGCGCGGAGGAGGUGCUGGGGUCUGACGUGCUGCUGAAGGUGCGCGCCCCCAUGUUGCACCCCGCUCUGGGGGUGCAUGAGGCAGAGCUGAUGAAGGAGGGGGGCACCCUGCUGAGCUUCAUCUACCCGGCUCAGAACCCCGAGCUCCUGGAGCUGCUGUCCCAGCGCCGCUCCACCGUGAUCGCCAUGGACCAGGUGCCCCGCGUCACCAUCGCCCAGGGAUACGAUGCGCUCAGCUCCAUGGCCAACAUCGCAGGCUACAAGGCCGUGUUGUUGGCAGCAAAUAAUUUUGGCCGCUUCUUCACCGGGCAGAUCACCGCCGCGGGGAAAGUGCCCCCAGCCAAGGUGCUGAUCAUCGGAGGGGGCGUGGCAGGUCUGGCUGCUGCAGGCACAGCUAGGGCCAUGGGAGCCAUUGUGAGGGGAUUCGACACAAGGGCUGCAGCUCUGGAGCAGUUUAAGUCCCUGGGAGCUGAGCCCCUAGAGGUAGCUGUGAAGGAGUCGGGGGAGGGGCAGGGCGGCUACGCCAAGGUGAUGUCCAAGGAGUUCAUCGAGGCCGAGAUGAAGCUGUUCGCCAAGCAGUGCCUGGACGUGGACAUCCUCAUCAGCACCGCCCUCAUUCCCGGCCGCAAGGCGCCCGUUCUCAUCACCAGGGAGAUGGUGGAGACGAUGAAGGACGGGUCUGUGGUGGUGGACCUGGCAGCCGAGGCGGGCGGCAACAUCGAGACCACCGUCCCAGGAGAGCUGACCGUGCACAAGGGGGUGACCCACGUGGGCUACACAGACCUGCCCAGCCGACUGCCCACACAGUCCAGCACGCUGUACUCCAACAACGUCACCAAGCUGCUGCGCGCCAUUAGCCCCGACAAGGAAAACUUCCACUUCCCGGUGAAGGACGCCUUCGACUACGGCACCAUGGACCACGUGGUCCGAGGCUCCAUCGUCAUGCAGGACGGGAGGAACAUCUUCCCGGCACCGCAGCCUAACAACAUCCCCGUGGAAACGCCCCAAAAGCCCAAGAGCGUCCAGGAGCUGGAAGCAGAGAAGACGGCGGCCAUUACGCCUUUCAGAGCCACACUGGCCACGGCCGGCACCUACACCGCGGGUAUCGGGACCCUGCUGAGUUUGGGGAUCAGUGCGCCCAACGCAGCCUUCACGCAGAUGGUGACCACGUUUGGGCUGGCUGGGAUCGUGGGGUACCACACUGUGUGGGGGGUCACCCCUGCCCUGCACUCGCCUCUAAUGUCCGUCACCAACGCCAUCUCAGGUCUGACUGCUGUCGGGGGGCUUUCACUCAUGGGGGGCGGCUACGCCCCCACCUCCACCGCUGACGCCCUGGCCGUGCUGGCGGCAUUCAUCUCCUCCGUCAACAUCGCAGGUGGGUUCAUGGUCACGCAGAAGAUGCUGGAUAUGUUCAAACGGCCCACCGACCCCCCUGAGUACAACUACCUGUACCUGCUCCCGGCCGGCCUGUUCGUGGGGGGGUACGCUGGAGCCCUGCACAGCGGGUACAACAUCGAGCAGAUGAUGUACCUGGGUUCAGGCCUCUGCUGUGUGGGUGCGUUGGCGGGUCUCUCCACCCAGAAGACGGCGCGGUUGGGGAACUCUCUGGGCAUGAUUGGGGUGGCAGGGGGCAUCGCUGCCACCCUGGGGGCCCUGAAGCCCUCACCAGAACUGCUGACCCAGAUGAGCGCGGCCAUGGCUGUGGGAGGCACUGCUGGCCUGGCCAUCGCCAAGCGGAUCCAGAUCACGGACCUGCCACAGCUGGUGGCGGCGUUCCACAGCCUGGUGGGCCUGGCGGCGGUUCUGACCUGCGUGGCCGAGUACAUGGUGGAGUUCCCCCACUUCGCCACCGACCCCGCCGCCAACUUCACCAAGAUCGUGGCCUACCUGGGCACCUACAUCGGAGGGGUCACCUUCAGCGGGUCGCUGGUGGCCUACGGGAAGCUGCAGGGUGUGCUUAGCUCUGCCCCUCUCAUGUUGCCGGGACGCCACGCCCUAAACGCCGGUCUGUUGGCGGCCAGUGUGGGCGGGAUGAUCCCCUACAUGCUGGACCCCAGCUACACCACGGGCAUCACCUGCCUGGGCUCCGUCUCUGCUCUGUCUGCUGUGAUGGGUGUGACCCUCACGGCAGCCAUAGGGGGAGCCGACAUGCCGGUGGUGAUCACGGUGUUGAACAGUUACUCCGGCUGGGCUCUCUGUGCCGAGGGCUUCCUGCUCAACAACAACCUGCUGACUAUCGUGGGCGCUCUGAUUGGCUCCUCCGGGGCAAUCCUGUCCUACAUCAUGUGUGUGGCGAUGAACCGCUCUCUGGCCAACGUGAUCCUGGGGGGCUACGGCACGUCCUCCACCGGGACGGGGAAGCCCAUGGAGAUCAUCGGGACCCACACCGAGGUCAACGUGGACCAGACCGUCGAGAUGAUCCGGGAGGCCAGUAGCAUCAUCAUCACCCCAGGGUGGGGUCUUUGUGCUGCGAAGGCCCAGUACCCCAUUGCUGAGCUGGUGAAGAUGCUGACUGAGCAGGGCAAGAAGGUCCGGUUUGGAAUCCACCCGGUUGCCGGGCGCAUGCCGGGGCAGCUGAACGUGCUGCUGGCUGAGGCCGGCGUGCCCUAUGACAUCGUGCUGGAGAUGGAGGAGAUCAACGAGGACUUCUCCGAGACAGACCUGGUGCUUGUUAUCGGGGCGAACGACACGGUGAACUCCGCGUCCCAGGAGGAUCCCAACUCCAUCAUCGCUGGGAUGCCUGUGCUGGAGGUGUGGAAGUCCAAACAGGUGGUGGUGAUGAAGCGCUCUCUGGGCGUGGGCUAUGCGGCGGUGGAUAACCCCAUCUUCUACAAGCCCAACACCGCCAUGCUGCUGGGAGACGCCAAGAAGACCUGCGACGCCCUGCAGUCCCGCGUGCGGGAGGUCGACUCCUAACCACAGACUCCUCCCUCUCUACUUCCACAUUUCAUUUGCUCAUGUGUUAUUAGCAGCAAUAUUAGUAUUAUUAGGAAUUAGACAAGAGGUCAACAGAUAAAACUGGCAUCAUUUUUACACCAGUGAAACAAAUUUAUGCAUAAAUUGGUGCACAGGGGCAGGUUUUUUUUUUAUAAAGACCCUCGCACUUCUGUUUGGAAAACUGAAGAGAACACUCACUAGUGUGUUAGCAUUUAGCGUGGUGUGUAAGCUUUUCAAGCCUUUAAAGCUCUGACUCAUUGAUGGCAUGACCAAUCUGUUUCAGGAUCAUGUCCGUUUGUUUUUGUUUUUUUUGUUUUUCUUCUGAAUAUAACGUUAGUACUUUGAGAAACGGUGCGUUUUUGACAUGGCUGCACAUGGUAAUGCCCUUAUUAGAACAGAGAAUCUUGAACAGUACGUUAGAUUCCAAUUUCUGUGAGGGUUCCUCUGUUUUUCCUUCUAGGUUUUACAGUAACAUGAAGGUUUUUGUGAUGAGAUGAAGUAAAAACAGAAUUAGGAAAAAGGAAUACUGGAUUAAUAUUCAGUUGCAACUCUUAGAUGUUGCAUUUUGGAGUUUAUACUGCAGAGCAAAGUUAAUAUUCCCAGCUUGUGUUAGACUCUAGUAUUUACUGUAAAUUUGAGAAAAUGGCAAUAGUUCAAGAUGGCCUUCCUGUUCCCAGGGAGACUAGACCUGUGUAAAGUUUAAUCAUCUCCGUUUGUAUGAAAACACACCGGGGCCCAACACAGAACACCCAAAUGACCAUUACCAUGACAACAGCCCUACCUCUCCUACCUUCUUAACCCUCUUCCACAAGUUUACGUUAGAAAUUCCACUUCCUGCAUUUAUACCUCGCACUCCUGCGUCUCUUUCCAGAGGAGCGAGCCAAUGAAACGACUCGCUGCUGAUCAUUCCUCUUCACCUGUAGAAACGACCAAUCAGACGGCUCGCUGCCUCCCUCCUCGUUAACGCCUGGAUGACACAUUCUGUUUGUUUUUCUGUUUAUUGUCCAAGUUUCACCUGUUUGAGGAGAAGAGAAGAGGUCUGGUGAAAGGGGCUGACUGUCUACCCCAGGCCCCUGAGAGUAUUUUUAUACAUUUACGUCGUACUUCAUUCUUUAAUAGCUGUAUUUUUAGCGCAAAAAUCCAAUCAAAAUUUUGUCAUGGUGGGGAGACAUGAAGUAUUGUGAAUGUUUUUCUCAUGGAACAGCUGAGCUAAGCCCCCAAUAAAGCACCCGGUGAUGCUAA